UGUGUGCGUGCAGAACUGUGGUCAAGGUACCCCAAAAAGUUCGAGAAGGAAUCAAUUCCUGUCGUGCAUCUCGGAACAGUAUAGGAAACCGUCCGGUGGCCGUCACAAGUUGGAUAGAGGAAGGCAAUUAGUGCACGUAGUACGAUGGCCGACUACUUCGAUGAGCUCGGUUGUGAACCGAUAACGGCCGAGCAAACGGAAAACCACCAGCUGAUGUUGAUGGUACGGUUUCUGCAGCAGAACGGUUUCUUUGCGGAUGAUUUCAGUGCGGAUACGCUACCGCCGCCAGCAUCCAAACAGCUGGUUGCCAACCUCCCGGAGAAGGAGGUCUCCAAAGAGGACGAACGUUGUGCGAUCUGCAUCAAACCGAACGAGGAGGUUAACGAGCUGUUUCUGGUGCUACCCUGCAAGCACGAUUUCCACAAGUCCUGCAUUAUGCCGUGGCUGGAGAAGACAAACAGUUGUCCAUUAUGCAGAUACGAGCUAAAGACCGAUGAUGAGAGUUACGAGGAGCAGAAGAAAUUUCGCGAGCGAGCAGCCCAACGGGAUCAAGAUAUUGAAGAGCUGCACAACUCUAUGUAUGGUUGAUUUGUUUGUGGUUGGUGGAUCGGAGAGGACUGGUUUGGCUAAUUGAUAAGCAUCGGUGUUGAUUCACCUUGGUUUCAGUUGGUGGAGGUGGGAAUACGAGU
Messenger RNA from Topomyia yanbarensis, 689 nucleotides. RefSeq names its product E3 ubiquitin-protein ligase RNF181. Bases 145 to 588 code for a protein of 147 amino acids. The transcript is spliced from 3 exons. The record is from RefSeq and is a predicted model, not a curated record. Gene Ontology annotation, cellular component: cytoplasm. Gene Ontology annotation, molecular function: ubiquitin protein ligase activity. Gene Ontology annotation, biological process: protein ubiquitination. Lineage: Eukaryota; Metazoa; Arthropoda; Insecta; Diptera; Culicidae.